AUGGUUUCGCAUAGACGUGGCUUCCAUGUGUUCUACCUCUGCAUCAUAGUCCUGCUGCUGGUCGCGCUUUACUGGAAGACCCUGGCGCAACUGAAAGCCAACAGAGUGGGGCGCAUUGCCAAGAGUGGGUCAAUAGCAACACAAUCCAUAGUCGCUGAUCCACUCUACGAUAAGAUUCGUGUCCUUUGCCUGGUGACCUACAAAUAUUGGUACACCGAUGCGGCCAGGUAUGUGAAACGCACCUGGGGCAAGCAUUGCAAUGUACUGCUGCUGGUUAGUGGGCAGGCGGAUCUGGAGCUGGAGCCCUAUGUGCCGCUGGUCAACACAACAGACAAUUGGACGCUGGUGCGGCAGGGCCUUAUCUACGCGUUCGAAUACUACCAGAACGAUGCCGAUUGGUUUCUCAAAAUCGACGACUGGAGGUAUCCAUAACUUUAUUUGAAUUGUGGCAUUCAUAAAUUGCCGGCUCACUCUUUGUCAUUAUUUUUUAUCGCUUGCAUAUUGUUAUGACAUUCAAAACAUUCGUUUUACUUCUUUAUGCGCUGC
Drosophila virilis is the source of this 546-nucleotide messenger RNA. Lineage: Eukaryota; Metazoa; Arthropoda; Insecta; Diptera; Drosophilidae. The record is from RefSeq and is a predicted model, not a curated record.